AUGCUUUCCGCAGCUCAGUUACUCGAUGAACUGAUGGGUCGAGAUAGAAACUUGGCUCCUAAUGAGAAGCGUUCAAACGUGCGAUGGGACGACGAGUCCGUCUGCCGACACUAUUUAUGUGGUUUCUGCCCGGCUGAGCUCUUUAUAAACACCCGCUCUGACUUGGGGCCUUGUGAGAAAAUCCACGAUGAAAAUCUUAGGAAACAAUAUGAGAAGAGCUCUCGGUUUAUGAAGGAGGGUUAUGAGCGUGAAUUCCUGCGCUAUCUACAGUCUCUCUUGGCAGAGGUGGAGCGUCGGAUUCGUAGAGGACAUGCCCGGCUUGCACUCUCUCAGGCCCAGCAGAAUGCAGGGGGGCCUGGCCCAUCAGGAAAAAACGAAGAGAAGGCUCAAGUUCUGACAGAGAAGAUUGAAGAUCUAGUUGUACAGAUUGAGGAGCUGGGAUCAGAGGGUCGUGUGGAAGAAGCUCAGGGAAUGAUGAAGCUGGUGGAGCAGCUGAAGGAGGAAAGGGAGCUUCUGAGCUCCACCCCAUCGACUAUUGAAAGCUUUGCAGCCCAGGAGAAACAGAUGGAAGUGUGUGAGGUGUGUGGGGCUUUCCUCAUUGUGGGUGAUGCACAGUCCCGUGUAGAUGACCACUUGAUGGGGAAGCAGCACAUGGGCUACGCCAAGAUCAAAUCUACUGUAGAGGAACUCAAGGAAAAACUUCAUCGCCGUCCAGAGGACCCCCCAGGUGAAAACCCAGUGGUUAGGAGGGACAGAGAAGAGCGUGAGAGGGAAGAAAGAGAGAAAAGGCGCAAAGAGGAGGAAGAAAAGGAGAAGGAACGGGAGAAAGAACGAGAGAAGGAGAGGGAGCGUGAGAGAGAAAGGGAUAGGGAGCGUGAGAGAGAGAGGGAUAGGAGAGCACGGAGAAGCCACUCUAACAGCCGACACUCCAGUCGAACAUCGGACAGGAAAAGGAGCCGGUCCCGUGAACGCCGGAGGUCCAGGAGCCGGGAUAAGGACAGGGAGAGGGAACGCAAACGGAGCAGGAGCCGGGAUAGGGAGAGGAGACGUAGUCGUGAGCGUUCUGACAAAAAACGCCGCUCCCGCAGUCGCGAGAAGAGGAGAUCCCGCAGCUCAGAGCGCAAAUCCCACCGUCACCGCAGCCGCGACAGGGAUAGAGACAGGGACAGAGAUAAAGAAAGAGAGAGGGACAAAGAGCGGUCGUCAAAAGACAAAGACCGUAAGGUGACAGAGGAGAGGAGCAGCAGCUCCAAGAAAGAAAAGCACUCUGACGGUGAUGCAGAUACUGCCAAAGCCCCUUCAGAAGUGGAACCAAUGGAGACAGAGCCUGGUGACUCUGCCUCCUCCCCACUCUUUAACGGCCAGCAAGAGCUCCUCCAUUCUGAAGGUGACACUCAGUCCAAUUAAAACUGAUCUGAUAGGACCUCAGAUCAGACUCAGGUAAGUGUGUCCUCCUACCCAGUACCCCUUGCCUCUCAACUAAACUCACCCUUUCCCAUGCCCUCACCUCUCAUCUUCCCUUCCCACCCCCUCACCCUACCUCUCCUACCCUGUUUACGUUCAGUUCGAUGCCUAUGAUUUUGUCUUAUGUACUAUAUGCAUAUAUUUUUAUCCUGUUUUCAAAUAGUGCAUCAUAAGUAUGCACUGAAGAUGAAGGACUAGGCCCGAUGAAUGAGAAGAAGGUAGAAAACAUUCACACAAAGCCAAGAGGGAAAGGCCAGUGUAGCCCUGAACAAACGUGCCGGAGGUACCCCUCGUUUUGUAUCGGUUUUGAUACUUGUAGAUGUAUAUUUGUCUGUGGACAAAAUGGCAGAAAAAAUACAGUAAUUAGUCCAGUUUUUCCUGCCUGUGUUUACUUGUUUUUUUUUCCCCCUUAUUUUUAUUUAUUUAAAUUAAUUUACUUGGCUAUAGGAGUAUGUAGUAACUGAAAUUUUACAAUCCAUAUUUGGAGAAAUGCACUGUGUCUACAUGUGUGUGUAUAAUGGGGAUUUCCCCCCCAUCACUCCUAUUAUUUAAGAAAGCAAAAAGACAUGGUGUACAUACUUGUAGUUGUUAUGAUCCAAGGUAUUUGUGGAACCAAGCCAACAAUUUUCCUUAAUUCUAGCACAAAUGCCAUGGUUUUGUUGUCCAGCUUACUGUGCUUGAUAAUGCCAUGCAGUGUGUGUUUGGGGGCUGUUAUAGUACGGGGGGAUCUAACAUAACUCACUAACUGGCCGGUAGAGUUUAUGGAAUGAAUUGCAGCUGACUUCCAUACCUCACACAGCGUUGGUGUUGUGAGCGAGACCACAUGAGAAAAGGGCAAAUUAAAAAUCAUGGAUACUCUGACUCUCAAACUGUGCAGGUACUCACCCCAGGUACUCCUUUCUCUACCCACAUCCAUUUAUGAAUGCUGUUGCCUGUGUCAAAACAAACAAGGAAACCCUAAAUAAUAAUCGAGUACUUCUCUAAGAACACAUACUUUAAAACUCUUUGAUUGCAUAUGUUUUUGUUUCUUUGCUUUUCUCUGUUGACCUUCAGAUGUUUUUGAUAAAAAAAAAAACAUUUGACCAAUUCUUCAGAGAUUAAUUAAAAACUGAGGUGAUCGGCCUGUUUGAUAUACCCUUGCUAAAGUUCAGGUUCUGUCUGCUGUGUACUUUUCGGUUUUGCAUAAUGUAUCCUCUCUUAUUUCUUUGUUUGAUUGAAUAAUGUUUCUCUCAGUCUUAAAUUGGUCAUUUAUUGAGUUCACGAAAACAUAGUGACGGCACUGUGACAGUGGCAAAGGGAAUAUCAAUCUGGUUCAGUUUUUUUUAUUUGUCCUGAAGAUUUAAGGCUAGGUGGCCAUAUCAUAUGAAUUUGUUAGACUGAUUCCAAGUGCAUUUUUUUCUUGAAGCAUAAUGCUUUAAAAAAAAAAAUCUGUAUUUUUUCUGUUUCCCAUGUUGUAUUUGUACAUGGAUGCUAUUUAUGCCUUUUUAGAAAUUCUGUUGGAAAAACAUAACAUUUAUUUCAAUGUAGAUGUUGUUGUAUUCCUAGCAUUUUCUGCUGCAAACAAUUAUCCAGGGGUCUUGUCUAACAUUGCAUUGUGUUAAAAUUUUUGUUCAACAGGGGGAGCUGGUACAGCUGGUGGAAGAAGAAUUGGAAGAGUACACCCAUCAUUACCCAGAACCUGACACUUCGCUGCUUAAAAACAAGGUGAACCACAAAAGUAGUGGCUAAUUUAAUCAAGUGAACCGUGUAUAUGGAAAGAAAGUAGAUGAGUUACAGCUUGACGAGGUGUAUGUGGUUCAUGUAAUCUCUCUCGCCUCCCGGUCUAGAUGUCUGCCAGGCAUCACAUUAUACACCAAACAUACAGGAAGUUCAUAUAGGUUUUUGUUAUUCUUGAGAAAUUUUAGAUGUACUCCUUGUUUUUCUUUGUUUUGUCAUUUAGUGAAAAAAGACCAGUUCUUGUGGUUUGUUUGCAUUUUUCAGGUUCUGCUAUACUUCUGACAUUUACUUGAAAAGUCAGUUGAAAAAGCGUAUGUACAGUGUUAGUCCCAUGACGGGGUGUGUCCUCUCCUCCACUUUAGAGCUUGCAUUUAUUGCUCUUACUGUAAAUUACACUCACUAAAUUUUGAUCAAGGUCUUGAAGACUCGAGAUUUGUUUCAUUUGCGCUCCUUUUAAUGUUCGUAAUUGUCUUGAUGAAUAAAAAGUUUAAAAAAAA
Molecule: messenger RNA, 3677 nt
Organism: Thalassophryne amazonica
Lineage: Eukaryota; Metazoa; Chordata; Actinopteri; Batrachoidiformes; Batrachoididae
Gene: luc7l3
Product: LUC7-like 3 pre-mRNA splicing factor
Exons: 10
Coding region: 1-1407 (468 amino acids)
Biological process (GO): mRNA splice site recognition
Cellular component (GO): U2-type prespliceosome; U1 snRNP
Molecular function (GO): mRNA binding
Source: RefSeq, a predicted model, not a curated record